AUGGCGCCACCCUUGCAAUCAUGGAUGAUAAGAGCUCUCGAGAAGCGGCAAGAGAAUGGCGAGACCAUCGAGCUAUCGGCGGAGGGCCGAGCGGAGCUGGUGGAGGAGAAGGAGAUGCCGGUGGUGGACUGCACCUGCUUUGGCCUGCCGCGCCGCUACAUCAUCGCCAUCCUCUGCGGCCUCGGCUUCUGCAUCUCCUUCGGCAUCCGAUGUAACCUGGGAGUGGCCAUCGUCAGCAUGGUCAACAACCACACCGUCUACAAGGGCGACCGACCAUACGUAGUGAAAGCCCAGUUCAACUGGGACCCAGAGACAGUGGGCUUGAUCCACGGCUCAUUCUUCUGGGGUUACAUUGUCACACAGAUCCCUGGUGGGUUCAUUUGUCAGAAAUUUGCAGCCAACAGGGUGUUUGGCUUUGCAGUAGUUUCCACGUCGAUCCUGAACAUGCUGAUUCCCUCAGCAGCCAGGGUUCACUUCGGCUGCGUCAUCAUGGUCAGAAUAUUGCAGGGCCUUGUCGAGGGAGUGUCUUACCCAGCUUGCCACGGUAUCUGGGCUAAAUGGGCUCCACCUUUGGAGAGGAGUCGUCUGGCAACAACCGCGUUUUGCGGCUCCUAUGCGGGUGCUGUGGUGGCGAUGCCGCUGGCUGGUAUCCUGGUGCAGUACGCCGGCUGGUCCUCUGUCUUCUACGUCUACGGCACCUUUGGGGUCUUCUGGUAUAUCUUCUGGAUCAUGGUGUCCUAUGAGAGUCCGGCAGCCCACCCCACCAUCACCCCCGAGGAGAGGCAGUACAUUGAGGACGCCAUCGGAGAGUCGGCCAAAUUUGCCAACCCAGUCACGAAGUUCAACACUCCCUGGCGUCAGUUCUUCACCUCCAUGCCAGUGUAUGCCAUCAUCGUGGCCAACUUCUGCCGUAGCUGGACCUUCUACCUGCUGCUGAUCAGCCAGCCAGCGUACUUCGAGGAGGUGUUUGGCUUCGAGAUCAGCAAGGUGGGUAUCGUGUCUGCGUUGCCUCACCUGGUCAUGACCAUCAUCGUGCCCAUCGGGGGCCAGCUAGCCGACUACCUUCGGGAGAACAACAUCAUGACCACCACCAACGUCCGCAAACUCAUGAACUGUGGAGGAUUUGGGCUGGAAGCCACGUUUCUUUUGGUGGUGGGGUUCUCUCAUACUAAAGGAGUGGCCAUAUCUUUCCUGGUCCUGGCAGUAGGCUUCAGUGGAUUUGCAAUAUCAGGGUUUAACGUCAACCAUUUAGACAUCGCCCCACGGUACGCCAGUAUUCUCAUGGGCAUCUCCAACGGUGUGGGCACCCUGUCAGGCAUGGUGUGCCCUCUUAUCGUGGGGGCCAUGACCAAGAACAAGACACGGGAAGAAUGGCAGUAUGUCUUUCUCAUCGCCUCUCUUGUUCACUAUGGUGGUGUGAUCUUCUAUGGUAUAUUUGCCUCGGGGGAGAAGCAGCCGUGGGCCGAGCCUGAGAACUUGAGCGAUGAGAAGUGCGGCAUCCUGGACGAGGAUGAGCUGGCCAACGAGACGGAGGAGCUGUACAGGACGUCGGGCGGCGCGGGCUACGGGGCCGUCACCGACGCCAAUCCCAACGGGGGCGGGGGAGGAGGCGGAGGAGGUGGCACGGGCGCCUGGGUCAACGACUGGGACAAGACGGAAGAGUACGUACAGCCGGCGGGCACCAACAACUACCUCUAUGGAGGAGAGGAUGACAGGGAACUGACGUAG
Molecule: messenger RNA, 1728 nt
Organism: Engraulis encrasicolus (European anchovy)
Lineage: Eukaryota; Metazoa; Chordata; Actinopteri; Clupeiformes; Engraulidae
Gene: slc17a7b
Product: solute carrier family 17 member 7b
Exons: 13
Coding region: 1-1728 (575 amino acids)
Biological process (GO): synaptic transmission, glutamatergic; regulation of synapse structure or activity; monoatomic anion transport
Cellular component (GO): synaptic vesicle membrane; excitatory synapse
Molecular function (GO): L-glutamate transmembrane transporter activity; neurotransmitter transmembrane transporter activity
Source: RefSeq, a predicted model, not a curated record